Molecule: messenger RNA, 645 nt
Organism: Darwinula stevensoni
Lineage: Eukaryota; Metazoa; Arthropoda; Ostracoda; Podocopida; Darwinulidae
Source: the annotation of a GenBank genome assembly
UUAUCUGGAUCUGUAGACUAGCCCCCAUAUAAAAAAUAGUGACUGGGGCUAUUCCUGUCUUGGACUUGGUUUGGAUGAAGAUAGCAAGAAAAGCACUGAGAUGCAGAUGCUCAGAUUUUAGGAUUGACCUGCCUAUAUUAUGAGAAGUGUUUGAGGAGUAAUGAGAUGGAGAAUCACAGGGUUGCUAAUGGAGUUUCUUCAGGUGGUCCACCAAAUGGAAUGAGCCCCUUAAGCCUAAUUGCAGUGAAUGGAAUUCUCACUCCAUCUCCAACCCCAUCACCCGAUGAACUUGUCAUUCGUUCACGGGGAAGGCGUCAAGCACCUGAGACAUGGAGCCCCAUUGCAGUGAGACAAGCCAAGACCAUACCAACACCAAAGAAGGGAUCUGGAACAAGGAUGAGUCCUCGGAAGCACUUGCUUCUGACUGACUGCAAGGAACAUGAACUCACUUCUACAAAUGCCAUUUCUGCAUUUGCUGCCAGAAUGGCCUUGUUGAAUGGUGCAAAGAAGAAAGCUAAGGUGUCCCACCAUCAAGAAUCAAUUCCUUCUACCUCUAUUCGAAGUGCAGCAAAGGCUCUGUCUCAUCAGCAGCUGGUUGAACUCCUUACCACAUUGAUCACAAUACAUCCUGAGCUUAAGCCGUGA